UUUGAUGGUUCGCGUUCACUCACUAGCUUUUUGUUGUACUUUUACAGUAAUGUAAUUUUAUUAUAAUUAGAUUUAAACAUGGUUAAAAAACUGUAAUAUAUUUUAAGCCUUAGUGACUAAAACUUAAUUUGAAUGAAAAUGAAAAUCGCUGUAGAAGGAUGCGCCCAUGGCGAAUUAGAAAUAAUAUAUGAAUGUAUUGAAACAAUGCAGAGAAGAGAAGGUAUAAAUAUUGACUUAUUGAUAUGUUGUGGUGACUUCCAAUCUGUUCGCAAUUAUGAAGAUCUUGGGACAAUGGCUGUACCAAAGAAAUACCAAAAUAUGUGUUCUUUUUAUAAGUAUUACAGUGGUGAGAAAAGAGCUCCGAUAUUAACACUGUUUAUUGGUGGGAAUCAUGAAGCAUCCAACUAUUUACAAGAGCUCCCCUACGGGGGUUGGGUGGCUCCUAACAUAUAUUACUUGGGCCGAGCUGGAGUUGUGAAGUUUGGAGAUAUAAGAAUAGGAGGAAUGUCUGGAAUAUAUAAACCACAGGACUACUUACAAGGACACUGGGAAUGUUUACCUUAUAAUCAAAGUUCUCUUAGAACAGUUUAUCAUGUCAGGUCUCUAGAAGUGUUCAGAUUGUGUCAGCUGAGAGAUAAAAUCCAUGUUAUGUUAUCGCAUGACUGGCCAAGAGGUAUCACAGAUUAUGGGGAUACAGACACAUUGUUAAGAUGGAAAGCUUUCUUCAGGGAAGAUAUAGAGUCUAAUCGAUUAGGCAGUGUCCCAGCUAUGCAAGUACUUCGCACUCUGAAGCCAGACUAUUGGUUUGCAGCACAUCUGCAUUGUCAAUAUGCAGCCCUCGUUAAACAUGAAGAUACCAAUACGGAGACAAAGUUCUUGGCUUUGGACAAAUGUUUGCCAAGGCGCAAGCAUUUGCAAAUAGUGGAUAUACCUUCAGAGUAUGAUGGAGAGUUGUGCCUAAGACAUGACGUGGAAUGGCUAGCAAUAUUGAAGAAUACUAAUCAUUUGCUGACUGUAAAGAAUAUGAAUUGUUACAUGCCUGGGCCUGGUGGACAUGGAAGGUUUGAUUUUUCACCUACUGACGAAGAGAAAGAAAAUGUAGUCAGAUUACUUGGAAGCCUUGUUAUAAAGGAAGAAAGUUUCGUGAGGACUGCUCCAAUUCACGAUCCAAAUGCUAGAAAAGUUGUUCCUACUGUACCAAUACUGAAUCCACAAACAGUAGCUCUAUGCGAAAAAUUGGGUAUUGAUGAUCCUGUACAGGUAGUAAUGGCGCGAUCUGGUCGCGCAAUGAAACAACCACAUGCCGAAACUACCAGAGAAGAGAUAAGGCCUACUAGUUCAGAAGAGAAUGUCUCUCAAGUUGUAUCUCAAAGUCCAUCUCAGACCCCUAUGAAAUCGUCAAGGCUGUCAUUACUUCUCCCCGCACCAGUCACUCCCAGUAAUGAAAAAUCACUACAAGCUACAUCUCUAGAAACUACUACAGUACCAGAUACUCCAGAAAGCACAAUGUUUUAUGAAUGUAAGACCCCCAUGUUUACAGGUCCUACUACGGUACCAGAUACUCCAGAAAGAACAAUGUUUUAUGAAUGUAAGACCCCCAUGUCUGCAGGUCCAAAGAAAACCUUUAAAAGACGUAACAUGUCUAUUUACAACACUCCAGAUGUUGAUGAGAGUGUUAGCACUAAAUCUAGUUCUUCAUUAGAUGAUACUCCUCAAUCUAGUAAAUUACCUUACAGAGGGGAUGAUACCAAUGAUACAUAAAUUUUAGUACACGUAACACCAUAUCUGAAGACGCUUCAUGCAGACAAAGCAUUCCUGGUGUUCUUUGCCCUGUGUGAAUCUACCUAGCAGUAUAAUUUCAGCUCAACUCUAUGUUAUAAUGUAUGUAGUGAAAAUGUAUGCGAACUUAGGCGAAUAAUGAAGUGCAAUGUACUAGAAAUUAUAGAUAAGUAAUAAAAUUAGGGUUAAACAUGGAUUGAACUUUUUCUAUAGACUCUUCAUUUAGAUUUAAGCUAGAAUCAUGAUCAAGUCACAAGAUUGCAUAGAUGCCUGGCUAUUUAUUUAUUAUGUAACAAGACCAUUGUAUAGAAUUGACUAUAAUUGUGCUGUAACAUAUCCUGAUCCUUUUUAGAAUAUACUAGCCGGUUUCCCGUGGGAGCUACUGCCCCCACCGGGAUAAAAUAUAGCCUAUGUUACUUGCAAAUAAUAUAGGUUUCUAAUGGUGAAAGAAUAUUUAAAAUCGGUCCAGUAAUUUUUGAGUUUAUCCAUUACAACCAAACAAACAAAGUUUUCCUCUUUAUAAUAUUAUAGUAUAGACAACAUUUAUGAAUCUUAACAUUCUCUUUUUACUACAAAUACUCUAAUGUUGCAUUAUCAUUAGAUUAGUCAGACAGGCAUAAUUAAUGUAACUUAUGUGAUUAUCUUAAAAUAAAUUUACAAAUGUAUAUUUAUUUUAAGAUAAUUUUUGAAUCAUAUGUAGUCAUUUUAAAUUUUAAAACCUACAUUAGUUACUUAUGCAAUUUUUUUGGAAACCGCUUACAAGUCUAGUCAGGGUUAAGUAACAAAAAAAUAUUAGUUCAUAAUUAACAGUAGUUUUAUUAUAUUACUAGCUUCCGCCAGCGGCUUCGCCCGCGUGGUGUGUUGAUAAAAAGUAGCCUAUGUGUUAAUCAAGGGUAUCACCUAUCUACAUACCAAAUUUCAUCCAAAUCGGUCCAGCCGUUUUUGCGUGAAAGAAUAACAAACUUACAUCCAUACAUUCUCACAAACUUUCACAUUUAUAAUAUUAGUAGUUUGCUCAUGUAAUUAGUGUAACUUAUGUGAUUAUCUUAAAAUAAAUUUACAAAUGCACAA
Helicoverpa zea (corn earworm) is the source of this 2850-nucleotide messenger RNA. Its product is annotated as lariat debranching enzyme-like. Gene Ontology annotation, molecular function: RNA lariat debranching enzyme activity. The transcript has a single exon. Bases 133 to 1761 code for a protein of 542 amino acids. Gene Ontology annotation, cellular component: nucleus. The record is from RefSeq and is a predicted model, not a curated record. Lineage: Eukaryota; Metazoa; Arthropoda; Insecta; Lepidoptera; Noctuidae. Gene Ontology annotation, biological process: mRNA splicing, via spliceosome.